AUGGCGAACAAGAAAGAUCUUGCAGUCAACGCUAGCGGAUGCUGGCCGUGGUCCCGAGACCAAGCUAUGGAUGUCUCGGGCGGGCUGGCUUUGACAUGUCGGCGCGCGUCGUCGCCUCCGGAAAUUUCUUGCGCCACAGCGGUGACAGUUGACAGCCCAACAUUUGGCCUGCCACCGACCGGCUGGGAAGUGCUGCUGUCUGCCAGUGUGGGCGCUGGUACUACCUACAUACUAUGGGCGACCGUUUAA
This is a messenger RNA of Purpureocillium lilacinum, 249 nucleotides long. The record is from RefSeq and is a predicted model, not a curated record. NCBI's taxonomy places the organism in Eukaryota, Fungi, Ascomycota, Sordariomycetes, Hypocreales, Ophiocordycipitaceae.